Messenger RNA from Hypanus sabinus (Atlantic stingray), 6513 nucleotides. It is a transcript of the gene nucks1a, whose product is annotated as nuclear casein kinase and cyclin-dependent kinase substrate 1a. Gene Ontology annotation, cellular component: cytoplasm. The transcript is spliced from 8 exons. Gene Ontology annotation, biological process: double-strand break repair via homologous recombination; interstrand cross-link repair. Lineage: Eukaryota; Metazoa; Chordata; Chondrichthyes; Myliobatiformes; Dasyatidae. The record is from RefSeq and is a predicted model, not a curated record. Bases 385 to 1326 code for a protein of 313 amino acids. Gene Ontology annotation, molecular function: double-stranded DNA binding; single-stranded DNA binding.
CUAGUGGGCCAGCAGGGUAGGUUGCCCUGGAAAUAUUUGGCUCUUUUAUCUCCCGUGCCCGUUCCCACUUUUAAGGGGGUUCUGUCCAAUUUACCCAUUUUUUGUUUUAAAAGAGGCAUCAUCGGAAUUGCCACGCCCACCGCGGAUUUUUAUCCCCCUUCCAGAACUAUUUGUUUUGUUCCUACCAGAAGAUUAUCUCAGACAAAACGCGGAGUUGGUCGUUUUUUCCCGACCGUUUGCGUGUGUCGGAGCCUGAGGCCUACGUGUUUUAGGGGGAUUUUAUUCUGACGGGGGGGGGGAGGGUAAAAUAACCAGCCAGGAAAACGGAGGGGCUCGUCAGACUCUGGUGUCGUUCUCCGAAAGCCCCACCGCCGCCGAAGAGAGAUGUCGAGGCCUGUCAGGAAUAGGAAGGUCAUUGACUACUCCCAGUUUGAAGACUCUGAUGAUGAAGCCUAUGGAAGAGAUUCGCCCCCUCCGGCUAAAAGAGCACGAGCAUCCCCCAGGGAAGGAAAAAACAAAAGAAAGUCUGCAAAAAAUGCACGGGAUGAAAGCGAGGAAUCAGACGACAAGCUUUAUGAGAAGGACCUGAAGGCUGCCAUUGCAUUGUCCAAGAAGGAGACAUCCCAUUCACCUGAUGAGGACAUGGGGAGUGAGGAGGAUUUGGACCACGGUGACAGUGAUUAUGAAGCUUCAACAAAAAAAGGCAAAAAAGGAAAAAAAGUUAAAGGGGAUAAGAAAGAGAAAAGGACACCCAAAAAGCCCAGGAAAUCGGCUGAAGCAGGGGAUGAUGAGAGUGAAGAUGAAAAAGGUCACAAAGAUGGUCGUCAGAAAAGGCAAGCUGCAUCCAAAGCUGCAAGCAAACAGAGAGAAAUCCUUUUGGAUGAUGGAGGAAGUGAAGAAGAGCAUGAAGAUGAUGAAGAGGCUGCUCAAGAAAAAGGGGAUUCUGGAAGUGAUGCAGACUUCUACGUGGAGGAGGAUGAUGAUAGUGACUAUGAGAGUUCUUUGAAGAAAAGCAAAAAGGGAAGGAAAACUAAAACAGUGCCUGAGAAAAAGGAAAAGAAGACACCUAAACCCAGGCUCAGUGCUACAGUCACCCCUGCAACUCCCAGUCCGGUAAAAGGUAAAGGAAAGGGUCGGGUUGCUACCACAAAGGCAUCACCACCUUCUAAGGGGCAACCACCAGAAAGUCCUGCUAAAGAAUCAAAGAAAGAGAAGAGUCCUCCACCAGAAACAAAUGAAGAGGAGGAGCCAGAAGAUGAGGAAGAGGAGGAGGAGGAGGAAGAAGAGGAGGAGGAAGAGGAGGAAGUUAAUUCUGGGGAUGACUGAACAAUACAAGGGAAUAUUUUUUAUAUAAGUAGAGUUAGAAUAAAUUUCACUGACAGCUUGGUUCACAAGGUUUAGACAGAGGACUUGAGUGGGUGUGUGCGUGUAUUUUUUUUAUGCUGUGUCCCAUUUUGUAUCUUGCGGUCAUUAACAAAAUCAAAUCAUUUUUAAUUUGGCAUGCUAUUUUAUAGGAGUUGCUUUGAUCUUUUCAAAAUAAGAAUCUUCGAAGUUAGCCAAAAUUAUUAGUACUUUUGGCAGAACUUUCAUUUUGUAAUAAGAAUUUCAUGUCAGGUAAUAGAAAGUCUUGCCAAGCUACAGAAGUAUAUUAGCACAGCAGAUGUACUUACAUUAUGUUCAGGCAAACCUCUCGGCCUGUUUGAUCCAGGAAGUUAACGUUCCUUCCCAAUGAAUUGUGUACAGAAUAGAAGAACAAAAUGCAUGAAUGUGAAAGUAUAAUUUAUAGAACAUGAAAUUCAUUCAAAUUAGCAACAAAAAUUAUUUUAAUUUUCUUCCCGGUGAAUGAAUCUAUGAAUGAAUCAUUCCUGUGGAUUUCUUUGAAAGAUUGAUAGCAAAGGACAAGAUCAAAGACUCCUGUAAAUAUAUAACUCUCUCAACCUUGUAAAAUUUCAAUGCUGUAAAUACACAUAGCAAAAUGAGCGACGUUUAAGAUGCAGCUUCAUUAAAAGCAGUGUAGAUUUUGCUUAAUGCUGACUGAUUGGUCUCUCUUUCAGUAUAUAUCUGAUGAAUUUUCUAAAAUUCGUCUCAAACACUUUAAACUUUUGUACCCAGUUCUUACCUCAUGAUUUGUAUAAAAUGAAAAUUAUCCUCUUAAAUUGGACGUAUGAACCCAUGUUGCACAACUAAAUAUGCAAAUUAUUCCAGUGGUGAUGAAUAAAUAAUCACCAGUCGACUGCUAUAAUCCUAUUUGAAAAUUGUAGGUUAUAUUUCAAAAUGUCCUUUUUUUUUUCUCCGAAGUUUAAUUUGGUCUAAACUUCUGCUUUUAAAACUUACAGGGGAUCGAAAUGGCCAGUGUCCUGCAGUUCAUAUCUAACCAGUUAACAAAAAGGAACUGCUCUGUUAUAAAAUUGUUGUAUUUUAAAAUGUGGCCAUGCUGUUCAAAGUAAAUGAACAAAAUGUGUGAUGUAAUAAUCUGUUAACCUAUCACACAGUUUUCAUUGCUAGUUUUAUUUUAAACACUUAUAUUUAAUCUUAAAAAACAAAACUAUGGGAUAAAAGCAGUUCUGCGCCACCAAAAAUCGCUGAGUCAUCAGGUCUGAUCUUGUGAACUGAAUUGUUUUUUUUUUGCAGAUUAAAACGUUUAAAAAUGAAUGUGACUGAAUCCUGAAAAACUACGCGUUUGUUGUCUUUAUCAGCAUUUUGUCAAAGCAGCCAUAUCUUUGUAAGUUACAGAUUAAAAAAAAACUUGUACAGCCAAUUCUUAAUGUUGAGAUCCAAUUCAAGUGGGCUUUCAAUUUCUUUUGUUUUUAUUUUCGCUACAGAACAUUAAAUGUCUGCUGAUGUAAAUUGGUUUCGAUGCUCAGUUAUUUUGGAGGGGGGGAAUUAAAGGAUGACAAGGAAUAGCAUUUUUAAUGUAACGUUGAGAGUAGUACACUUGUGAGUUCUGGAGUAGCUUAAAAAUCUUGGCUUUUUGAGUUAUAUUAAAACGCCAGAGUUUUGUUUUUAAGAUUUUAUACCUCUGGGAAAUUGCAACUGAUGGUGUUUUCUGCUUCAUAGUUCAUUGAAAAUACUGUCUUCCCACAUGUCCCAAUCACAUUCCAUUUUUCCAGUUCAGAUUUUUUUUUACAAUAAGGGACAUUUCCUGUAACGGGCUAUGGGAAAGCAGCAGUUUUGAUCAUCUGACCCACUUCUCUUAAAACAAAGACACAUUCUACUCCAGUAUAUCUUGCAAUAUUUCAUUGGCUCAGUUUCUUCUUAAGUUUUUAAGAUGUGCAUUGUGUUUGGGCAAGGACAGAAUUGUAUCAUUAAUAAAUUGAACACAUCUGUACUCUUAAGGUAUUGGUGAUGUGUUACUUGCAGAAGAGUGCAGGUUAUUAAAAUAGCCUGGCUGAAAUUUAUUAUUAUAUUGCCCAAAAUAUUGAAGAAUGUGAUUUUGAGCUUUUCCUGGAGUACUAUAAUAUUUUCAACUGCCAGUAGCACUUGACUAGUAGUAGCCCAUGUAAAGGGCAUGUUGAGAUUCCUGUGUUGUAAAUGGAAAGUGUGUAGUUUGUAUAUCUACUUGACACUGUUUUACUUCUGUUUGAGUUGAAACCUUUAGCGUUAUAUGUGGGUAUUUCACCUUUCUUGUGAUGCCGGGUUUAUAUAAUGGUGUUGAUUCACUUAUAUGUAACAUUAUUCCUUAUAAGCAGCAACUUUCAUAAUCCUUUGGGGUAUUCUGAGAAACAUCUAGUGAUUUUUGCAUUUAUGUUAGCAGUAGAGAUUCCCGUGUUGGAAUACCUCUGCAUUUCUUUGGGGUUAAAAAAAACACCCAAAUAUAACCUUAUUAUAUUGCUGACCUUAUAUAUCUCACUUGCUUGCCCACUACUACUAAUUACAUCAGUCCCAGCAAUAUUUUUCUUGACACUAUAUUGUUUUAAAGAUUUAUUACAGAUUCAGUCUAUUAAUUAUUCAGUUUAGAAUAAAGUAGAUAUCAGAACCAUAUAAAAUAUAAGCUUUUAAAAAAUUAUGAACAUGCAAGUGCUUGGAUGAUUAACUGCUUUCUAUUUCUUGAACAGUAGGGGACAAAGAAAACAUGUUAAAGUUUAAUUGCACUUCAUUAAGCAAUAGAUUUUAGGCAUGAAGAGUACUAAGCUGUGCGCUUCGCAGAAGACUACAGUGCAGGCAAUUUUGACUGCUGUAAUUUUAAUAUUUCUAACAUUGACACUUUGAAUAGUUGUUAUACAAGAGCAGUGUUUAAUAUGUUUUCUACUUGAGCUCAUAAUUGUGUUGACAUUGAGUAGUCUGCUAGGCAUUAAUGUGUGCAACAUAACUACAGGAUGUAGGAAGAAACUUCUAGGGAUGGAGAAUUUGGGAGCAAGUAAUUAUCUGUCCCUUAUUAUUCUUUUGUCUCAUUUGCAUUUCAAUGAAUCAAUAGCUAAUCUGUUUCCAUCGGCUGAUUUUACAUUUUCAGACCAGUGUUUGGUUCAUUUACUCCUUUCUGUGCAGCACUUAUAUUAAGUGCACACAAUUUUUAAAAAAUCACCUGUUUUGUGUGGAAAAAGGCAAAAGUAAACAUUUUUAACCAGAAAGGGUAAAACAAUUUUGCAUUUAGAAAAUGUUUACAAAACUGGUUAGAGAUGCUUGCAGUGGUCAGAGCAAGAAUUUCCUUGCAAGGGAGGUAACUUGCUUUCUGACAUAGUUGAGUUGUGAUCCCUAAUUGGCUUUACCCUAAACUGACUGGGGAUGAUGUUCGAAACCUGAUAUUAAAUCAUUUUUAAAGAGGAAAAGUGCUUUGGGCAAAAUAAUUCCUUGAAGUGGAAUUUUAGAACUCUUUGGCAGGAACAUUUGCAAUUCUGUCACACUAUGUAGGGUAAGACAUUGGCAUAAAAAUAUUGGCAGUAUACUAUGGUUCAGAUACCUGUUGCUGAAAACUUCAUUUCUGAGAUUAUAUUUUCACAUUGUGCUUGAAUGUAUUUUGCCUUCAUAAAGUAGUGGUUUUAUUCAGUUCUCACAAAAUGUGGAAUUCAUGUAAAGUCUAGUGGCUUUUGGGUUUGUGACCAAAAUCUGGCUCCUUUCUUGAAAUACAAACAAUACUGGGUCUACUUUCACAAUGACAGAUUAGUAUUCUAUUUGUUUUUGGUUCUAGGAAUGAUUGAAACAUUUUGUAGUGCUACUAUCAAUCAGUUGGCAGCUGGAUUAUGUAGUUGAGGCAAAGAACAAAGUAUCACUGUAACUCUUUUAAUGAGGUCUGAUUGUGUUUCUCUGAAACAAAUAAAUAGAUGAAUUAUAGAUAACAAUUGAAAACUGAGAACUUCGACAAAAUCUUGAGAAACUCAGUCGUACAGAUGAUUGUCUCCUUUGAAAAAGCUUGCACAAAUUAUAGACUCAAAGAACUGUACUUUACUUGUACUCUACAUGUACUUUAGUAGAUAUUUCCUGCUUCAGACUGUUGCAGAAUGUGAGAGUUCCUAUGCUGCCGGAGUUCCUAACCUUUUUUUUAUGUCAUGGACCAAACUGUGGACUCCAGUUUGGGAGCCCCUACUUAUGAUGAGAAUCCUAUGAUAGUGCUACUUUGGAAACAUUUUGUGUGUUGAACUGGUUAUUUGCAAACAACAGUUGUUAUAAAUGCACCCGGAAGGCUUUGAUUUUUUUGUAGGUAAGUAGUAUAUUAUGAACGUAGUGAUAGAGGACUACAGGAUGGGGGGAAGAGAAUGAAUAAAAUGAAUUGAUAAAAUAGUCAUCCUAAUGAGUUGCACUGCAUGCUUUCACAGUAAAGAAAUGUUCCUGCCAUUGUAAAAAUAACAUUCUGUUAACUGUAGAAGUGAAUAACAGCUUUGAUUGUUUUUAAUACACUUACAGUAUUUUUUGUAAUAAUUAAUUCUGUCAGCUUUAAAGCCUUAAAAAUACUUCGGAGGGAUGAACCAUAUGACAUUUAUCUUUCGCAUUUCCAUUUUACAUAGUGACUUCAGAAUAUGUUGGGGCAUCUCAGACUGUUUACAUAGUUGAUCCAAGCAUGGUUUUAUGUAUUGGUGUGAUUCAGUGUGCAACAUAUCCGGCACACUUGGUGGGGGAGGGGGGGAGUUGUUGAUGUAUACAUUUCGAAUGUUUUCUGUGAAAGAAUUAUUGUGAUUAGCUUUCCUGCCUUCAUUACAAAGAAAUCCUAAGCAGCCUGAUUCUCUGUAGAAUAUGGAUGCUUUAUCUAUUGAUAUGAAUGCCUCUUCUAAAGUUCUCGGGAAUGAAAAUACCUUUGCGAUUACACAUCCAGUUGCUCUCAGUUGUUCUAAAGUAGAUUUUUUUUCUAUUUGUUUUCACUCAAAGGGUCAGGUUGGUGCAGAUGCUGCAUUUUGGCACAAUUUCGUUUUUGUGUGGUGUGAGAGAGUAAUUGUAUUUUUAAGUUAGGUGAAUAGAAACCUGAAUGUAUUCAACAUAAUGUCUUUGAAGACUGGUAACUAUGGUGAUGGGGUUCAUUUUGUGUAAUCAUCCCAUUUAUAUUUGUUAAAGAUUUGCUUUAUAUAAAGAUUUUUUUUUGCCCUA